Molecule: messenger RNA, 2618 nt
Organism: Xiphias gladius (swordfish)
Lineage: Eukaryota; Metazoa; Chordata; Actinopteri; Istiophoriformes; Xiphiidae
Gene: lamtor1
Product: late endosomal/lysosomal adaptor, MAPK and MTOR activator 1
Exons: 5
Coding region: 220-702 (160 amino acids)
Biological process (GO): endosomal transport; positive regulation of TOR signaling; positive regulation of MAPK cascade
Cellular component (GO): late endosome membrane; membrane raft; lysosome
Molecular function (GO): guanyl-nucleotide exchange factor activity; molecular adaptor activity
Source: RefSeq, a predicted model, not a curated record
AAGUGGUCGCUGUGUUGUUGCACCAGUGCUGCUGUCAUGUGAUAGCUCGUCAGAGGAGCUGCUGCUGUUGACAGUAGCUUCCUACCCUUUAGAGGAGAAGCUGAAAUAAAAGCACGCAGGAAAGACGUUUUAUGUUUGUUGGAGAGGAUAAAACACGCCUCGUUUCUGACGGAGAACAGGGAAGCAGGGGUUGUGUAGCUUCGGCCCUCGGACGCUGCCAUGGGUUGCUGUUACAGCAGCGAGAACGAGACCACAGAGCAGGACCCUGAUGAACGUAAGCCACUGAUCCCCCACCCGAACCCCGUCAGCAAACCCCCAAAUGGGACUGACUGGAUCACUACCAGUGUCCCCUCAGCACGGACAGAUGAACAGGCCCUCCUUACAUCCAUACUCCACAAGACAGCACAGAACAUCAUUGAUGUCUCAGCAGCUGACUCUGUCAUGAUGGAGCAGCAUGAAUACAUGGACAAAGCUCGGCAAUACAGUACAAAGCUGGCUGUGUUGAGCAACAGUCUGCCCCAGAAGAAAGCCCUUGCUCUCCCCUCCCUCACCAGCCAGCCCCACCAAGUGCUAGCGAGUGACCUGGUACCAUACUCAGAUGUCCAGCAGGUGUCCAAGAUAGCAGCUUAUGCUUACAGUGCAAUCUCUCAAAUCAAAGUGGAUGCUAAAGAAGAAUUGGUGGUUCAGUUUGCCAUUCCCUGAUUCUGCGACUCUGGCCUGCGUAUUGUUCCUCCCAUGUCACUCUCUCUUUGUCACUCGUGCAUCCUCACCCUCCUGCCCACCCUUCAUCAAAGCAUCUUGGUCCUUGUGCUUCUUAGCUAUGCCUCUAACUGCUACAAAGACAGAGACGGAUUGUACCCCAUGGCUGUCCGUUAGUGUACUAAAUCAUGGGUCAGUGAAAAAUUGUCAUCAUAGGCAACUGAAGAUGGUCUACUGCAGAUGGGCUAUUGGGGUGUGAUCUCAUAUUUACAACAACAAGGUCUCCUCUGUGUGUAUUGUGUGGCUCAGAGGCUUUGUCGGAACCAGCUGUGGAAAAAUCCUCUUUCAUUCUUCUUGGUGAUCUCUCUAAUCUUUCUAAAUAUUUAUCCCAGUGUCUCUAUUUUAUUUAGUUUCCCUGGCCUGUAUGUAGGCAAGCAAGGCUAGCUUUACACCCCAGGCUGUUAUCCUGAGGCAUGGAAGAAUGUAAAGUAUAUUCACCUUGGACAGAGCUGUAGGAUUUUUGGCAAAAGGCCUUGGCUAUUGCUGUAUAUACUUAUAUACAAUCUCAACUGGAACAAGAAAAAUGAUUCAUCUCUGUGGCAUUGGAUAAUGGAAAUUAUCACAGUACCAUAGGUGCAAGUGCAGUGGUUGAGUAAUUUAACCAUUCACCAGGAAAAAAAACUUGCAACAUGGCUUAAAUUCACACUUCAUGUGUAUUUAACUCUGUUCUGUCAUCCUGGGAUAACACUGUCCAUUCUUCAGUGUUUCUCCUUGCACAGCAAGAAAUAUGUAAAAAUAAGAACCAAAAAAGAGGUGAAUAUGUUUUCUGUUAAGGUUACUAUAGUCCUUAUGUACGCUGGCAAGAUUUAGGUAUCAAACAUCUCACAGUAAUCAGGCAUCACUGUGCAGGACCACGAAAGAGUGAAAGUCGCUGUAAUAAUGUUUAAAAACUGACAGUGAAACAGGUCAGAUUGGUAAUUUGUUGACAAGGGUAUAAUCUGUUUUUCUAGUUGAGUGACCUGUCCAUGGCUGGUCUCCUGUGGUGGGUGAGGAUGCAAACGCAAGCAUGGUGGGUGCUGGGUGGGCCUACUAAUGUCACAAGGGGCGAGAACAGAUGGAGUGUUCUUGGGGCACAAGUUCUCAAGUUUACAGACAGUCAUUUGUCCUCUGCAGUUUUCUAGCACUAAAAUAAUGACUCUUUAAAUCAAAUCCCAGACCUUCACAUAUUUAAUAGCAGUGGGGACAUACAGAGAUGAAGGGGGUGGGUGUGUGGAGGUACAGGGACAGAUAUCGUGUAUUCAUGCCUUCUUUGUACAGAAUUUUCUGAUUGAAUAUAAAAACAGAUGAUGGAUUGUAUGAAGUUCCUCUUUUUGUAGAGAGUUCUUUGGUUAAGGAUUGGUUAAGGUCUUGUGGUGAAAACCGUUUUUAUGAAACACAACAACACUUUUAAGGCCUGCAAAGCUUUUUGCUGCAGAUUGUAAUAUGAUUGAGUUGUUCAUAUUAAUCAGAAACUAACCGUUGUAGCAGUGUGGGGGAGCGUUAACAAUCUAUGUACCACAGCAGAUAAAAUGAUCCGAAACCUUUUUGUGAUAAUUUAUUUGUGUUUUAAAUGUAUAUUUGCUCUUCUUCGGGGAGCACAUGACUAUGCGUGGGCAGGGAGCAUGGUGAGCCACUCUUGAGUCUCUAAAGGGAUGAUCUGCAAGGCUGUGAUUAUUUCAACCGCGCAAUUCAUUUGAGCUUUUUUGCAAGGGUUUCUUGGCAUUUUUUUUCAGUUGUGUUUGUUACUCAAAUGUGUAAUACUACCUGAAAUAUGUUUGUAAUACCUUAGGCUAGUACCAAAAAGUUUUAAGAUUUUGGUUUUUGUUUUGUUUGGAUUUUUUUUGUUUUUGUUUUUGAUUCAUUAAAGACUUUCAACAUAA